AUGUUUGUCCCUCAAAAAUUGAUUGUUCAUUAUCAUCAUUGUUCUGUAAAUAAUGUUGGUGAUAUUUUUAUAGAUUAUUUAAACGUUUUACUAUUUUUCCUAAAAAAUUUCUUUAAUUGUACUUUUAUACAAUUUGUGGAAGAAAUACAUCCUUAUAGUAAUGGAGUUUACCCUUAUGCUUUUAAUACUUUAGAAGGAAAAGUUUUAUAUGAUAUAGAAAUUGUUGAUUAUAUGAAAAAUAUUUAUUUGUUUGAUUUAAUUGAUUAUGAAUUAUAUAUUGGACUAAUAAGUGAACUCAAUAUAAUAUUGCUAUAUUACUUGUGGGUUGAUGAUAAUAUAUAUAAUAAUUUUACAAAAAAAAUAUAUAAAGAUAGAUUUUUUUAUUUAUAUUAUAUUUACUUAAUAAGAAAGCUAAAGAAAGAAAAUUUACAAAAAUGCCAAAUGAGAGGAUUGGAUAACCAUAAAUUUAAUAUACAAAGGCUGAAAACAAUAAUAAAUAUAUUAGAUAAUAUUGUAAGUGGUAGUUAUAACUCAACAAAUAAAAAUGAUAUUUGUUUUUUCCAUUGCAUAUGCUUUUCUAUACUAUCAAUAUUUUAUUCUAUACCUUCUAAAUUUAACAAAGAAUUACAAAAUGUUUUAAUAUCAAAGCCUAAGUUGAUAGAUUUCGUUAAAGAUGUAAAUAGUAAGUAUAGUAUUUGGAAAAAUGAAAAGGUUUUCCUCUCAGGUGUUAGUGAAGUCUGUUGA
Molecule: messenger RNA, 744 nt
Organism: Plasmodium relictum
Lineage: Eukaryota; Apicomplexa; Aconoidasida; Haemosporida; Plasmodiidae
Product: conserved Plasmodium protein, unknown function
Exons: 6
Coding region: 1-744 (247 amino acids)
Source: RefSeq, a predicted model, not a curated record